Puma concolor (puma) is the source of this 1463-nucleotide messenger RNA. RefSeq names its product T cell receptor associated transmembrane adaptor 1 (gene TRAT1). Lineage: Eukaryota; Metazoa; Chordata; Mammalia; Carnivora; Felidae. Gene Ontology annotation, cellular component: T cell receptor complex. The record is from RefSeq and is a predicted model, not a curated record. Gene Ontology annotation, biological process: positive regulation of T cell receptor signaling pathway; negative regulation of receptor recycling.
GAGAGAGAAAACUGAGGUACAGUUAAAGACAAGUUUUACUGGCACAUUACUUCUAAAGCGACAGAGCAACAUUACUGAGGAAAAAAAGUUUGUGGGAGCAUUUUUAAUCCAUAUAUUUGCCUUAUGGUUACAUAAGGAUUUCUCUGAGGAAAGAAGCAUGCCAGAAAACCCUGGAUGCCACUAUUAUGUCUGGGUAAUUCUAGCCUUUUUGGGAUUAGCUCUGAUUGUAUCACUGAUCUUCAAUAUUUCCCACUAUGUGGAAAAGCAGCGACAAGGUAAAAUGUACAGAUGCACUGAAGACUACAUUCCUAGGGAGGAUGAGUAUUAUAUUGAAGACACACCAAUUUAUGGUAACUUAGAUGAUGUGGUCCCAGAACCAGUGGAUGAAAAUUGUUAUGAACAAAUGAAAGCACGACCUGAGAGAUCUGCAAAUGAACUGCAAAAAGCCACUGCAACUGCACAGACAACCGAGGAAGCACAGGUAUUCUAUUCCUUCGUGGAUCACAACUCUGAGAGGAAGCGCAGAAAGCCCAAGAAACAGAAUACUGAUCUGUCACACAAGGACGAAGAAACCCAGUUAUGUGCUGCAGAUGCCAUCCUUUCUAACACCACUUCAGUAGACAACUUCCCAUUUGAGAGCCAGGAAGUAGAGGAAAAUGUUCAUGAUGACCCCAUCAGACUAUUUGGAUUGAUUCGUGCAAAGAGAGAACCUAUAAACUCGCUGGACUAUGAUAUAGCUCAGUAAUCUGGCUCUUACUGGAAAUGUUAAAGAAAAUAACAUGAUUUGGGAGGGUGACAAUCUAAAUCAUUUGCUAGUGGGAUGGUGGCUUACCUCUUAUCCACAGCUUAUGUUCAUGCACACCAAAUGUAGUGCCAUGAAAAUUAGUUAUUUGAAUUGGCUUAACAAAUGCCUAAGUAGUAAAAUGUAAAACAAAAUCAAGUUCGCCAACUGAGCCUAAUAACAAAGUCACAAUUUCACCAACAAUGCUUAAUACUCAGUGAAACAAAAUUAAAAAAAAAUUUUUUUAAGCAUAAGUAUAUUCUAGAACAUGUUGAAAGAAAAGUAAAAGCCACUUUUUAAAAGGCAUUUUUACUGUCUCAUCAAUACGAAAUACCCCUUCAUUGAAAGAAAUUUCUGAUUGAAAGCCAUGGGACAUCAAAUAUAUUCCUAAUAGAAGUAGAAGAAUCUUCUUAAAAAGUGUUUUUUCCCAGAGGACCUACCUUUAUUACUUUUAAAAAUUAUUAUAAAUUGAAUGCAUAUCCCUUAUAACAAUAAACAACUAUAACAAAGAAUUUAGAUACUUCACUAGCCAGAGACAGUCACUAUGAGCAACUUUCUAUAUCCCCUUCUAGAAAUUUUUCUGGACAUGCCUAUGUGCAUACAUCCAUUGUUUUGUUCUUUCUUUUAUACCAAAAAAGGAAAUGAGUAUUUUAUACAUAUUAUUUAAACUUUUUUCACUUAA